AUGUCUCUGCUGGGGAGCGCGCUCGGCGUCGGCUGCACGGUCGGCCCCUUCCUCGGGUCCCAGGCGGCGGAGCGCCUUGGGGAGGACGCCCCCGUGGUGAUCGCCGUGGCGAUGUUCGCGCUGCUCGGUGCGGUAGUUUUCGGUGCUCUCCCGGAGACGAUGCCCAAGCCCGCCCGAGCUUACGGCGGGGGCGGCGGGGCUGCGGCCGCGGAGGGCUCCCCGCUCUGGCGCGACCGGGAGGUGGUGGCCGCGCUUGCGGUGCUCGGGCUUCCCGAGCUGGGCCUCAUCUGUCACACGAGCGUCGCGGUGAACACGUUCGCGGUGCACCACCUGCAGCUGAGCAAGGCCUGGCUCGCGGGCCUGAGCUCCGCGGUGUCCGCGAUGCAGGCGGCGGUCGCGGGCGGGCUCUGCACCUUCCUGGCCGGCCGCGGCUGCAGCGACGUCGCCAUGAUGCAGCUCGGCAUCGCCAGCUUCGCGGCCACCUCGGCCUCCAUCUGGGCGUGGCAGUCCCCACAGGCCAUCGCGCUCUCCGCGCCCGCGGCGGCGCUGGGCAACGGCUUCCUCCGCAGCAUCCCCGCGGCCUUCCUCAGCAAGCGCGUGCCCCGGGACAGGCAGGGCCAGGCCAUGGGCCUGAUGGACAUGUGCUCCGCCGCGCUGCGGGUGGCCGCGCCGGUGCUCGCAGGGUCGCUGAUGGACCGCUUCGGCGGGGGAUCCGUGUUCCUCGGGCAGGCCGUGCUCUUCACGCUGUCCGGCGUCUGCCUGUCGUUCCUUGCCCCCGGGCGCGGCGGCGGCGCGGCCGGUCGGCACGAGAAGCGCAGCUGA
This is a messenger RNA of Prorocentrum cordatum, 822 nucleotides long. The record is from the annotation of a GenBank genome assembly. NCBI's taxonomy places the organism in Eukaryota, Dinophyceae, Prorocentrales, Prorocentraceae.